CCUGAUCCUACAGACUCAGGCAAACAAAAAGCGCUCUGUUAUACGCGCUCAAAAGACUCACAGAUGCAGGAAUACAUUACAUAUUUACAGAAAACACAGGAGAUCGAUCCAGAGGAGGACAAACAGUGUGAAGAUGUUCUUCAGGGGGACCAAUAUUCUCUGGAUGUUGAUAUUCUGGCGAUCUGCUUCAGGUGAUGAUGUGACGAAUGCUGUGACAACUGAUGUUACUUUCACUCCGAUUGUUCCGCCUCCUAGCACCAGCAGCAUUAUAUGGAAGCACAGAAACAAUGCUGGAGUUGUUGUGAAAGUCAUUGAAUGGGACCAGGAUGAUGGCAGAACUGAAAUUCCCAACCACAACUUCAGAGCCCACGCUAGUCUGAACAAACACACUGGAGAGCUCACUCUGACAAAUUUACAGCUCAAACACACUGGCGUUUACACUAUUGACAUCAACAGUAAAGAGCAGAGAAAGCACUUCCGCCUGACUGUUAUGGAUCGUGUCAGCAAACCUGAUAUAAAAACAAACUGUGAUCUGGAAAACAUUCCUGUCUGUUCUCUGAAUUGUGAGGGCGAAGCUUCCUCUAAGAGUACAGUAAUCUGGCAGAACUCAGCCGGACAGACGCUAAACAGCAGAGAUCCUAAUAUGAGGACCAUCAAAGUGACCAACAGCAGUAACCCUGAGGAGUUUUACACCUGUACACUGAAAAACGCAGUCAGCAUGGAGACCAGUGAUCCAGUCUAUGAGAAGAAGCUGUUUUAUGGUACAAACGGACCAUUAAUUGCCAUUCUUUCGACUGUUAUAGUUGUCAUCUGUCUGAUUUGUGGUGUCUGUGCUGCUUUCUGUAGGAGGAGGGCAUGAAUGAAUGAAGCUGCGGAUGUUCAUUACAGAUGCAAACUCUUUUCCACUUAUUUCCCUGUGCCUUAGAUCUCAGCUUGACUAAAUCAACUGGAGCUUUCAAAUAUCUUUCAACUACCUUUACUUCUGACUGUUGUCAUUUGGUAUUUUUGUUGUGGAACAUGUUGGUGUUUUUCUCUGAAUCUGCUGUAAUGUAUGCAAAUAAAGACGAGGAAUAAUAUUA
This is a messenger RNA of Danio rerio (zebrafish), 1079 nucleotides long. NCBI's taxonomy places the organism in Eukaryota, Metazoa, Chordata, Actinopteri, Cypriniformes, Danionidae. The record is from RefSeq and is a predicted model, not a curated record.